Durio zibethinus is the source of this 876-nucleotide messenger RNA. The record is from RefSeq and is a predicted model, not a curated record. NCBI's taxonomy places the organism in Eukaryota, Viridiplantae, Streptophyta, Magnoliopsida, Malvales, Malvaceae.
UUUCUAUAUCAGUUUCUCUAAAGAAUGCUGAUAUUUAAUGAGAAUUGAUUUUGCAGAAAAUGGAUUUUCUUGGAAUUUUUCUUGUAUCUUCCCUUGCCAUGGUGAAGACAAUUCAUGGAUAUGAAGGUGGAUGGUAUAAUGCUCAUGCUACCUUCUAUGGGGGAGGUGAUGCUUCUGGCACAAUGGGAGGAGCAUGUGGCUAUGGAAAUCUUUACAGCCAAGGUUAUGGCACAAGCACUGCUGCAUUGAGCACUGCUCUAUUCAAUAAAGGUAUUACUUGUGGGGCAUGCUUUGAGAUCAAGUGUAUCAGUGACAAUAAGUGGUGUCUCCCAGGAUCCAUUGUAGUAACAGCAACAAACUUCUGCCCUCCAAACAAUGCUCUCCCAAAUAAUGCAGGAGGGUGGUGCAACCCUCCCUUAAGACACUUUGAUCUCUCCCAACCUGUUUUCCAACACAUAGCUCAGUACAAAGCAGGAAUAGUGCCUGUUGAAUAUAGAAGGGUUGCUUGUUGGAAAUCUGGUGGGAUCAGGUUUACCAUAAAUGGCCAUUCAUACUUCAACCUUGUGCUGAUAACCAAUGUUGGAGGGGCUGGAGAUGUGGUGUCUGUCUCCAUCAAAGGGUCUAGAACUGGUUGGCAAGUGAUGUCUCGCAAUUGGGGCCAAAACUGGCAAAGCAACUCUUACAUGAAUGGUCAAGCCCUUUCUUUUAAGGUCACAACAAGUGAUGACCGCUCUGUCAUCUCCAACAACCUGGCUCCUCCCAAUUGGGCAUUUGGCCAAACUUACACGGGAGGACAAUUCUAAUUGUUUCAUCUGAUCACCCUAAAACUAACCAAAACCACAUUAAAAAUUUGAGUCAUCCCAACAAUUCCAAGCC